Messenger RNA from Eublepharis macularius, 2042 nucleotides. It is a transcript of the gene COMMD2, whose product is annotated as COMM domain containing 2. The transcript has 5 exons. The coding region runs from base 41 to 640 and encodes 199 amino acids. Lineage: Eukaryota; Metazoa; Chordata; Lepidosauria; Squamata; Eublepharidae. The record is from RefSeq and is a predicted model, not a curated record.
AGCCGCGAGUUUGGACGGCGAGAGGUGCUUAGUCGGGAAGAUGUUGCUGGUGCUUUCGGAGGAGCACAAGGAGCACCUGGGCUUCCUUACCCAGGUGGAGAGCUCAGUUGUCAGUGAAUUUGGGCGGAUUGCAAUGGAGUUCUUAAGGAAAGGCACAAACCCGAAAAUCUAUGAAGGAGCAGCAAGAAAACUUAAUGUUAGUAGUGACACAAUUCAGCAUGGAGUAGAGGGAUUAACAUAUCUUCUCACUGAGAGCUCGAAACUCAUGAUUUCUGAGAUAGAUUUCCAAGACACUGUACUUAUACUGGGAUUCUCCGAGGGACUGAACGCCUUACUACUUCAGCUGUACCUUGACAACAGAAAAGAGAUUAGAAGUAUUCUGAGUGAGCUGGAACCAAAGCUCCCUAGUUAUCACAGUCUUGAAUGGCGCCUAGAUGUACAGCUUGCCAGCAGAAGUCUGAGACAACAGAUUAAGCCAGCUGUGACUUUAAAACUACACCUUAACCAGAAUGGAAGCCAAACAACCAGAAUAUUACAAACUGACCCUGCUACAUUGCUCCACCUGAUUCAGCAACUGGAACAAGCUUUGGGGGAAAUGAAAACAAAUCAUUGUAGGCGAAUAGUUCGUAACAUCAAAUAGUGUUUGUCACCUCAGUAAACGUAAUGGAAUUAUGGACAACAGUGUUCGCAAAACAGGAAAGCAGCUUGAUCAGUCAGAACUCUUUCCUGUGCCAGGAUCCUGAGGCAAUGUUUACAGGCUCAACUCGCUUGGGUGUUCUCCCUAUAAUGCCGUCUAAUGCCAGUUAGUGUAAUUGUCAUAUACUUUAGCCAGAUGUAAAUUAAUUAGCUGAACGCGUGAGUUUUUCUAAUUACACAGAGCUGCCUUUUGCAUAACACUUAUUUAUUGGCACAGUGACCAAAUUUUUCCCUUCCUUUUUUUCUGAUCCACCAGAAUCAAGAAACACUUAAGCAGUAAUAUGAUUUCCUGCCAUUUCUAUUUAAUCCUUGUGCAAUCUGUUACUCCAUUAUACUGACGAAACAUUCCUUGUGCCAUAAUUGCUGGUUGGUGCUGACGUUUAUAAGUAAAUAACAGCAGCCUCUGGUGAAAAUUGCUAUGUUAUAAUAAGGGACAUGAUUUUCUGGUUCACACAACCUGUCUCCUGCACUCGAACUGUCUUCAGUGGAUGUCCUAGGAUAACAUGACAUUCAAACAGGUAACCUGAAAAAAAUGCCUCUGUGAUGGUAGGACUUAUUGCUAGCUUUCUAUCUGAAUGUACAGUAUAUAUGCUACAUUGCUCAUGCAAGUGCAUGGCUAAGGCCAUGGGACUGCUCAUGUUGAAGAAAAUACGUUGCAUGGUUCAGUUUUUGUAGUAGGUAAUAAAAAAAUUCUUAAUAAUUAUGUGUAAUCUGUCUACAUUGAAUUGGUGUAAAUGAGGUAAGUGAAUGAACUCUAUUAUGGAUUUGUAUGUAAUCCUCUACCUUGUAUAGUACUGUAUGCUGCAGAUGAAUCUAUUCCAGUCCCUUACAUAGAGAAUCACAUCUGAAAUAUUAAUGUUGGAAUUCACACCAUUAUUUGGCUGGUCAAAGCCAUGUAUACCUUGUAUUCUCCUCCUGCCCCCUUAAAAAAACCAUCCAGCCUGAUGAAGAAUUCUGGACAACUUGUAAGUUUGCACACAAUUUUGUACUAUUUGGAGUUAGAUUUGAUAGUUUGGGGGGUUUGCUUUGGACCAGCAUGGCUACCUGUGACCUCUAUAAAUUAGAUGAUUUUUGCAAAAACCAUCAUGGGGUCUGUCGGUGGUAUAUCCAGUUAAAAUUAAUCUUAGAUAGCAGAAUGGUCAAAAGAGACUGUCUCCUAAAACUUUGGGACGCUGCUGUUGGUCAGAGUAAAUAUAAUGUUGUUUCCCGCAGAUGCUUCUUUGGCCCUCCUCACCUAAAGAUCCCAAUGUGUCUAAUAGUUGAUGUCAAAUACAAGCUCUGGUGGAUGAGGUUAAAUGUAUUUUGUGGAGUAGAGAUUGUUUUCUAAGUAAAGUACUUGCACAAAG